AUGAUUAAAGUAUGGUUCCAACGGGAUCAAAACAUUCCAAUGAAAGCCAAUAUUGAUCCUGAUUCAGAUAUCGACGAUUUAAAACAAAAUAUUUUUGAUACAAUUAAUACAGGACGAUAUCAGACAACGUAUAACGGCCAACCAUUGAAACCAUCGACGAAAGUUCCACAGAAUACAACUGAUGAUAUGCCAAUUAUAUUUACUAAAAUUCCGAAAUCGAAGCAGCGGACAUGA
Molecule: messenger RNA, 234 nt
Organism: Adineta steineri
Lineage: Eukaryota; Metazoa; Rotifera; Eurotatoria; Adinetida; Adinetidae
Source: the annotation of a GenBank genome assembly